This is a messenger RNA of Achroia grisella, 2368 nucleotides long. It is a transcript of the gene Golgin84, whose product is annotated as golgin subfamily A member 5-like. Lineage: Eukaryota; Metazoa; Arthropoda; Insecta; Lepidoptera; Pyralidae. The coding region runs from base 101 to 1921 and encodes 606 amino acids. The transcript is spliced from 9 exons. Gene Ontology annotation, cellular component: Golgi cisterna; Golgi membrane. The record is from RefSeq and is a predicted model, not a curated record. Gene Ontology annotation, biological process: Golgi organization; retrograde transport, vesicle recycling within Golgi.
GGAACGUGACGUGUUGUUUUGUUUGUUCUCUGUCUCUAUCAGUCAUGUUCACGAAUGUGAAUUGAAAUUUUAAUAAAAUUAAAUGGUAUAAAAUUAACAAAUGGCAUGGUUUGCGGAGCUCGCUGGGAAGGCGGAGAGCCUGCUCAACAAUCUAGAUGAGCAGACCGGCGCGGCUCUACGAAACCAUAACAAUGCACCAAAACAUAAAAAACACGAAAUCCCUCCCGAGCCAGCUUGGGCACAAAAGAAGAGGCCAAUACCGCGAAAUCUGAAGAAGCCCUUUACUGGAACCGAUACUAGAUCUAAUGCUGUUCCAACCAAGAAAACAUCACCUAUGUCCCGUCAUGAAUCCCAUUCACCUAUAAAAAACAGUCAAGCAGUUCCGAGAGAACGGUCUCCAAAGUCUCGAAACUCACCUGUUAGGAAGCCUAGACAAUUCACUCUAAAUCAUUGCCCGAAUACUUUAGUUGGUGAUUACAGUGAUGAUCAGUUUGGUUUGAAACAGAGGAGACAUAGCUUGCCAACAGAUUUAGAACUGAUAAGUAAUGAAAGUUUGAUAUAUAAAAUGCAAAAUUUAGAAGUAGAAAAUGCCAUGCUCAAAAAUGAACUAAAUGUAAUGAACAGAGAGGUCUCCGAAUUGCUAGAUAGGUUACGGAAAACUGAGGAUGGUAAUAUUUUUAUUAAUGGUUUUAAAGAGUUAAGCAAAACACAUAUUAAAUUAGAGAGUUCGGAACUUCUAAAGCAGAGGUCUGAGCUAGACAAGGACGCAAUGAAUACCCAUUUAGAUCAACUGAAACAGAAGAUAAAUGAAUUGACAAAUGUAGAUAUAAUAAAAUAUAAGGGGCAAAUUCAAAAGUGGGAGACAGAAGUUUCGGUAUUAAGAGAUUCCAACAAGGAAUUGGAAGAUAGAGUACAACAAUUAACCGAAAAAGUUCAGGAAAAUCAGUCGGCGCAUAUCAAAUUAGAAAACGAACUGAGAUACGCACAAUCCACAAUCGGGGAGUUACAAAAUGAUCUAGAAAGAUCUACUGCAGAGUGUCGAAGACUCGAGAAAGAUUGGGAUGCUUAUAAACUUAGAGUGAAAAGCAUGCUGUAUGCUAAAGACAGCGAGAUAAAGGCGUUACAGCAGGGUGAUAAUGUCGCGGAGGGUACUAAAGAGUUGAUUGAGCAGCUGGAGAGUUUAAAAGAGGAACGUGACGAGCUGUCGGAGUGUGUGUUGCGUGUGCGCGGCGAUUGCAGCGAGAUGCAGCAGCAGGUGGGCCAGCUGGAGGGUCAGCUGGGCGCGGCCGGCCGCGCUGUGGCAGCGUUGCGGGACGCGCUGCGGGACGAGCGCGCAGCACGGAACCGCGCCGACACGCAAGCACGCGCUCUUGCCAAGGAGUUAAAGUCCGUCCAAAUCGAGACAAGUCAAACCAUAGCUGGUUUACGCACCGCUCUUCGAGAUAAGGAUACCGAAUUAAACCACCUUCGCGAUACCACCUCCUCACUUCAGACCACAGACACGAGUGCACUUAAUGUUGCGGACUAUGACACCAUGCAGAGCAGCAUUGACAAUGAUAAAAUACAUUAUUUAACGGAGACUUUAGUCCAGAAACAGGGGAAAAUAGACUCGUUGUUAGCAGAUAACAAUAUGCUCAAAAUACAGCUCGAUAAAUUACAGUCAAAAUUUAAAUGUGAGGUGUCCAACAUGAGGGUCAAAAACGCCCACAGCGUGGUGAAUUUGCAGGACAAUGAAAGACCACGUAACCGCCUGGAGACGACCUCUGGCAUCGGCAAACUAUCGUUAAGAAUAGGCCUUAUUCUAAAGAGAAACCCCCUGUUUAGAGUAUUUAUCAUAAUUUAUAUGAUCGGUCUCCAUUUCUGGGUGCUCACUGUUUUGUUAACAAGCACACCGGAAGAAACUAGACCUAGCAAGUCGUGAAGUCACAAACAGCUUUAAUUCCAAUAGCCAUAAUAUGUUUUAGAAGAAAAUAAUGUAAUAAUAAUUAUAAUCUCAGACUAUAGCCAGCAGUAACAGUUGACACUUUAAGAUAGUAUAUUAUAAAAAAAAACUGUAUUUACAGAGAUUUCUGAAUCAAAGUGAAUAAUUUACCUUACUAUCAAGGCACAAUCCAAACUGUGUCUUAAAAGCUUUAUUCAUAGAUUUAUUUUAUAACGCUGGACUUAUAAUAAUUUGUUAAGAUUUGUUAUUUAAAAAUUGUAAACCGCGCGUGUAAGUUUGCAGGUUAAAGCCAUUAUAGUAUAAAAUAACUGUCUUGAGCAGAGCGUGUUUAAACAAAAGGAGAUCUUAUCGCUGACAUAAUUCUUACCAGAACUUGUUAAACUAAUAACGACAGACAUAGUGUAGUUUUCGAAAAUAAAAUUGUUC